Messenger RNA from Amphimedon queenslandica, 2310 nucleotides. RefSeq lists its product as uncharacterized. The transcript is spliced from 19 exons. The record is from RefSeq and is a predicted model, not a curated record. Lineage: Eukaryota; Metazoa; Porifera; Demospongiae; Haplosclerida; Niphatidae. Bases 1 to 2247 code for a protein of 748 amino acids.
AUGGCCGCUAGCCAAACCUGUUUAGAUAUUAGUGACUUGGAUUAUGUUCUUUGUUUAUUGGAGAAAUGUUGCUUCCCAGAAACAAAAUGGUAUAAUUUUGGACUGAGACUAGGACUAAGGAAGAAUACACUGGACAUCAUUGAAGCACAGCAUCGUGGUGAUGUGCCUCGCUGUAUGACAGAGUGCCUCUCCCAAUGUACUAAUGUAUCACUGGGACAAGCUAUACUGGAUGAUAUUAGUAAGUAUUUUCCUACUCCUGAAGUGGGUGUGGUUCCUGAGACUAUUAAAGAUCAUGAUGUAGUUCCACAAGAUAAUACAAAUACUGCCAAUGAAACGAGCACUACACAAUCUGUCACAUCUAGUCCUUCUGAUGGAGCAGCUGCUAGUAAUUCAUCUUUACAACCUUUAUCACCUCAAACUGAAGUACAUGUUCCUGUUUUAAAAAAGUUACGGGGGGACUUUAGGUCAAUGAGAAUGUCUUUUGGAAGAAUGAUUUACAAAGUUAAAAAGAUUAUUAAGCAAAAAUCACCUCCUUUAGAAGAAAUGAAGGAACUAAUUUCUUGUUGUAGUACAGAUCUUAGACAAAAAGCUGAGCAAUGUACUGAUGCUUCUGGUAUUCUACGUCUAAUUCAAAAUGAGUGUUCACUGACUGAUAUUGCACUCCUUCAUAGUGUAGUGGAAGAACUGAACAUCACUGAAGCAGAUGAACGUAUUAAAGCGUAUAAAACAGAGUUAAAGGAAUUUUGUGAAUCACUAUCCAUUACUCUUUGUUUGAAGGAAAGAUUUGCUCCCAUUCAUCAUCUUCAAUGCCAGACAGGUACUUUUAUCUUUGACUGGAAGCCUGAGGAGCAUUUACUCAAUGAUAUCAGUGAGCUUCUUGCAGAAGCAUCUGGUAAGCUUUUGAAGAUUAAAUAUAUAGAGCCUUCAGAAUCAAUAUGCGUCACUUGCUCCUUUCCCUUCUCUAAUGUUGGGUUUACUGUAUUGAGGAUGAUAGAGAAUAUUCAUAUACUAAUGGGACAAGGAUUAAAGAAACUGACUAUUGGUAACUUAACAUUAUGGAGGAGACGAGAUGUUAGACAAAAGGAACUAAAAGAAAAGGAUCAAGACUUACUACAACACACUGAGGUUAUUUCUUAUAUUAUACUCGAAGAAGCUGAAUAUAAACUAAGAGAUACUAUCAGUAGCAAAGAGAAGGAGACUAUUGAAUUGAAGCAAGAAAUGUCAAUGGCUCAAGUAACUGAGGAGGAACCAUUAACUGUUCAAAGUGACACUGAGUCAAAUAAAGAAGUUGAGGAAGAACCACUUUAUGAAGAGUUGACUGUAUUGAGGUCUCAGUUUAAUGAGAUACAAAAAGAAAACAAAGAAUUGUCAGCCAAAUUAUCAAAAAUGAAAGUUGAGUAUUUGAGAUCAUUUACUAGUAAUACUGAUUCAGCUGCUAGCAAAUUUAGAAGAGAGAUGUCUUUUGAAAUUGAUGACUGCAAAUUUCAUCUUAACGCAAUGACAAGGCCAGACUAUCAGCCAUUAGUAGAUAAUAAAAGAAUAAUAGAGAAAUUACAAGAAAGAAUAACAUUAAUGAAUAUGGAACUAUUGACUAAAAGAGAACACAAUGAUAAGAUUAUAAAAGAUAUUAAAGAUCAUUGGAAAGAGAUUGAGGAGAAAAGACAGAGAGAAAAUAAACAAAAAAUUGAAGAAGAAAUAUUUGAAUUCUCAUUAUAUUGUAAUCAUCCUGUUACCGGUGAAUUAAUGGAGUCAUUACUUAAAGUUCAUAAUGAUGAAUUACUACCCAGUGUACUGGAUAAAGCUUAUGAGUUAAUGGAAUUAGCUCCUCAUAUUCCUAUUGAGAGAUGUCGUUUAGUUGAAUAUAAUCAUUGGUCUGAAGUAAUGGAUCAAUCCUUUGAUCUUGAUGAGUUUCAACAUCAAACUAUUGGACAGAUUGUAGGUAGGACUGGAUUUUAUUGCUUAUUCUUAGAAACUCAUAAAGAAAAUGAAACCUUUAAGAAAUACAAUUAUGGAGGUGUUAAUCUAAAGGUAUCAGUGGUUGAUCUGUCAACUGGUGAAGUAGGACCAGCUAAACUAGUGAGAGGAGAGCUAGGUUGGACUGUUGAAGAAUUAAAACAACAUAUAGGAGAAGUAUUUAUUAUCAAAUCAUCAUGUAUGAGAAUAGUAAAGGAGGAGGAGAAUUACUCGAGUAAUACUUCAGUCCUUGAUAUUAGUGUUGUAAUAUGUAUGACAUAUGUGUACAUGUAAUUAGUAGGUUGUGUAUUUUGUGUUAAUUAGUAUUUACGUAAACAUAUGCUUUUAAUUAAUGUA